ACGCAAGAAUGACAGCUGCUAGCACCGCCCAUAUAUGCCUAGACUGAUUGCCCGGACCGGAUGUGGGCGUGCUUAUCUCGGAGCUCGCAUCACAGCUCGAAGGCUUUGUAACAGCAAGCGGCAGCAGGAUUAGAACUGUGCGGACAGCAAGACAUCCUUCACUUCGGUCUGUUUAAAGUCGACGCGGUUUGUGGGGAGCAGCUUCACCAUGGUAACACUGGAGAUGAAUUUAAACAUCCUAACCAGAGAUCUCUCGCUUUACCUGGAAAAUCAAGUCAAAGUGGGCAUCCUUGGCUCGGGUGUGGGCUUGUCCUUGGUACUCGGGUUCAGCGCUGCCUAUGCCUUUUACUACUUGAGCGUUGUGGCCAAGAAGCCUCAACUGAUCACGGGAGGUGAGAAGCUGUGCCAUUUUCUGAAGGCCCAUUGUCCUGUUGUUUCUGAGACAUAUUAUCCCACUUUCUGGUGCUGGGAAGGAAGAAUUCAGACUUUGAUAAGGCCAUUUAUUACAGCCAAGCCCUGGGUUGAAUACAGAAAUGAGCUCAUUAAGACAGCAGAUGGCGGCCAGAUUUCACUGGAUUGGUUUGAUAAUGAUGACAAUGCACACUAUCCCGAUGUGGCCACACGCCCUACAAUACUUCUACUGCCUGGACUUACAGGGACCAGCAGAGAGUCCUACAUUCUGCACAUGAUCAAGCAGAGUGAAGAGCUAGGAUACAGGUGUGUUGUAUUUAAUAACAGGGGUGUUUCUGGAGAAAGGCUUUUGACUCCAAGGACAUACUGUGCUGCAAACACGGAGGAUCUGGAGGCAGUUAUUGAUCACGUCCAGGAGAUGUUUUCAUCAGCUCCUCUAAUGGCAGCUGGUGUAUCCAUGGGAGGAAUGAUGCUGGCAAAUUACUUGGGGAGAAAGGGCCGGGAGACAAGUCUCAGAGCAGCAGCAGUGUUUUCAGCUGGCUGGGAUGUGUUUGAAUGCACAGCCUCCCUUGAGAAACCCUUCAACCGAUUCCUUUUUAACUCCUACCUCACCAGUUGUUUGCAGGCUUCUGUCAACAGGCAUAAGCAAGUGCUGGAGAAACUGUUUGACAUUGACAGUGUGAUGAAGGCUAAAACAAUCCGAGAAUUUGAUGAGCGAUUUACAUCCGUCAUGUUUGGCUACAGCACCAACGAGGAGUAUUACAGAGAUGCCAGCCCAUGUCUCAAGCUGAAGUCUAUCCAGAUUCCUUUGCUAUGCCUGAAUGCAGCUGAUGAUGUAUUCUCUCCUGGUCAUGCGGUUCCUGUGGAAGCUGCCAAACAGAACCCAAACAUUGCAGUUCUUCUCACUGCCUAUGGAGGCCACAUUGGAUUUCUGGAAGGAGUAUGGCCAAGACAUAACACUUACAUGGACCGUGUCUUCAGGCAGUAUAUUCAGGCAGUGUUUCAGCAUGCAAACCAACUUGUAAAGCUUUAACGUUACAGAUAUAAAAACUAGAACAUCUUACCUUGUAUUGCCAUGCAAAAAAUGUAUUUAAAUAGAGUAUACUGUUAAGGGCACAUCGUUGUAAAUGCACAAUAAUCUUUAUAUGUCCAUGUGCAUUUAUACACAUGGACAGUACAAACAUGGUAUGUACAUAUAUAUGUGUAUGUAUGUGUUUUAACAAAGACACUAAAAGUACUUUAAAUAACCACUUGAACUUCUACCAGCAAGCAGCCUGUGAUUAUGAUAUGAUUAUGAUUAUGAUCCAAGCAUCACAACUUUAAAAUGAGUUCAAAAAAACUCUUGAUUGCACUUUAUUUCAAAUCACUGUUCACCUCUUUCUUUAUGAAGGCAAGAGCCAGUGUUAGAUGUAUUUAGUCAUUUUAGCAAAAGCUCAAAGAGCUUCUGAGUACUGUACAGUAUGUAUGUCCUUGAGGUGUAGUUUACUGGAGAAUAAGUUACAGUAUUCACUAUUGUGAGAUUUGUUGUACAGGUUUGUUGUAAAACAAUAAAAAACAAAAUCAGAAAAUCUCACAAAAAUAAAAUGCAUUUUUAUUUGUGCAAAAAAGUCUGACUUCUCCAUGAGGGACGUCAUAAUAAAUUAUAAGAAGGAAGUGUCAAACUUUGAAUUGUAUAAACUUGUUUGCCACAUUGAAGCAGAUAGACUAUGACAUAAUCAUUUUGUGUUUCUAAGAUUUUCUUAAUCUUCAUUAUCAAAGUAUUACUCUUUCUUGGUCUGAUAGUCUUUUGUUAAUAAUGUUCGUUACUAAGAGGGAGAGGAAUAAAGCUGAUAAAAGUAAAGCAUUUUGUGAACUUCCUCAUGUUGUAGCACUCAUUAUUAAAGCUUGUGUAGCACAUGCAAACACAUCCCGCCACAUCACUCACUGCCUGCUACGACUCCUCGGUGUGAUCGUCCGUUGCAGAGUUGACCACAUGAUUUUAUACUUGAGGAUGACUAAAAGGGUACAACUCACUUCCCCAGUUCAGUUUGUCAUGACUGUGUCAAGUGUACCUCUUUUUUAAUAAGUGACAAAGUUAGUAAGUUACCCAGUUAGUCACAAUUUAUGCUGAAAUGAAACACUUAUCAAAUAAAUGCAGAGCAACUACAGUUUAGUAAAAAUGUUCAAAGAAAACUGCUACAUAAAACUAAAGAAAUAUAAUCAUCUUUUUAAUUGAUUUAUACAUGCAAAAAGAAUCAUAUACUCAAGUUAAACUCAAGUAAUUGACCUUUAUUAUACAGGAAUUUACAUAUUAGACUUUUCUAAGCAAAGCUGAAAAUUCUCAUUCCCCAUUGAUUCAAAUUGUGUACAACUAUUGUCCAUAAAAUGACUUACAAUGUGUAUUAUGUAAAUAUAAUUCUGCAUUAUUGUCUUUGUUUACCCUUUGCUUACCCAUAUUCCCUUCAUUAUCUCAUCUAAACCUGGAACAAACUGCCAGGACUACAAUAAAAAUAAAUCAUAAGAAUUAAGAAAGUGACUUCCCACAGUCAAAUAUGUUAAUUUUAUUGUUUGAUAUGUGCAAACUGAACUGUUCAUAAUACCAUAUUAGUAUUAAGCUGAUUUAAAACCUUUCUCCUUUAUCGGCACACAAAAUGUGUUGCUACCUUGACUGCCAGACACACAUGCAUUUGUUAUGUUAUAUUCAGUAUGUGUCUGGAAGUAGGCUGUUACCCAAAACGUGUUAUUGUCGUAAACAGUGAUGAACACUAGCGUUUGACUAUUCCGUUAAAACUGGUAUAUCAAAUGUUCAUGUGCAGAGGGUGGCACUGAUGCAUAGAUAGUCUCUGUCUGCAUGAGGACGUUCCUCACUGGACACUGGCAUACUGAGGAAAGGUGCGUCAAUUACUUCAACAAGAAUUGGUGCACCAGGAAGAAUAGUUAGGGACUUAAAAAGUUCAAAUAAAGGGGUUCAGUGUUCUCUCUUGAAAGUAAUAUUUAUAUAGACAAAAUGAAUGUAAUGCUAUAAAAAUGCCUUUUAAAGAUAAAACGUACAUGGCUUAAUGAUUCUAUUACUAUAAAUGUCUAAAGUAAAUUCUUACUUGCAUGCACAUAUAAAUGUAUUAUUGCCAUAAAAGAUCUAUUUUUGUGCCACUAAAAAUUUUCCACCUGUCAUUAAUCCUGCUCAGCAUUUUGCCUAUUUUCAUAGAUUUAUGCAAAAUGUGCAAUAGCAAGAAAAUAAAAAAGUGCAAUAGUCCAAGACUUGUGUUGAAUCAAAGAUGAAAAAUGUAACGUAGUUCCAAAGUACAAAAGAGCACUUUGAAGCUGUAAUUAGCUCUACUGUACCUAACUGCAUGCAACUUGUUGGGACAGUUUACACCUGCACAUGAAGCUAUGAAUGCUUUAUAGGGAUGUUAUAUUCAAUAUGUAAUACUAUACACUUAUUAGCAUUUAUUAGAAAAUGAACGCCGGAAACUGUAUGGAAUUGUUUGUUCUUUUAAAAGCAAAGAGAUGCAUGCAGUCUCACUAGAAGGAAUUUAAGAGACUGCAUUCUGUCUCUUUUGCCCUAUAAAUGUAUCCUUACCUGUUGAAAAUAAAGCAGAAUGGUGUUAUUGUGCUAAUUCCCCAUCUGAUACUAUUAUUUUCAUAAACCAGUUAUUUACUACGUCUUAAAAAGCUCUUUAGUCUGACUCAAGUGAAACUUCACAAUUCUGUAUUCAUAUUAAUAAAAUGAAUGAGUCAACUUUGUUUUUGCUAUACAAAACACUUACAAAUUGUUAGCUAUAGAAGCCAAGAGACCUUUUUAUAUCUUGAGUUUAAAUUCACUUACUUGGACUUAAAGGAAGGUGAUGACUUGUUUUAGGCUGUUUUUGUCUAAUUAGCAGCUUUGUUCUUAAUGUUUAAUGCUUUACUGUGUUGUGAAGCAAAAUGCUUUGUAAUUUAUGUAUUACUGCACAUGAAAGAUGCAGCACUUGGAACUAUUUUCUAUUGAAUUUCUGCCUUUAAUGUCUUGUCAUGUGUUUAAUCAGAUUAAUUGUAAUUUUUAUAUGAAUAAUGAAAGGUAUCAGAACUUUAUUCAUGCCAGAGUGAAAAUACUGUAGCUGUCCUGAAUAUGAGUGGAAAUAGUAGUGGAAGCUCAACUUUCGUGUUUAGAGAAAGAGGGUUUGUUUUGUACUUGUUCAAUGUUUGUACCUUUUGCUAUCUGACAUUGAAGAAUGAGGUAAUGUCUGUGAAGCUGAAUGGUGGCGACGUCUAUGAAGCUGCCCUGGUGGUAUAAGUCUGAAGGGAGGGCAUGAUAGAUACCUCUGACCAUGGUUAUUAGUUGCAUUCUGACCAGAUAGUGGCCAGAUCUUCUAUCAAAUUACUUUGCUUUAAAACAUGGCUAAAUUAUUGACUGCAACUACUAAAGAGAGUUAUUUAUAUCUCCAAACCUUGCCCACUACAGAAUAGAACAAUGUGUUAAUCCAACUUAAAAUAAGACAAAAAGAAAAACUAAAAUAUUUCACGUGGGCAGUAGCUUAGUUCACUUUAGCAGUCGAUCUACGUUCCUACCCUCACCUAUGGUCAUGAGCUAUGGGUAGUGACCGAAAGAACGAGAUCGCAAAUACAAGC
Molecule: messenger RNA, 4998 nt
Organism: Polypterus senegalus (gray bichir)
Lineage: Eukaryota; Metazoa; Chordata; Cladistia; Polypteriformes; Polypteridae
Gene: abhd3
Product: abhydrolase domain containing 3, phospholipase
Exons: 9
Coding region: 209-1444 (411 amino acids)
Biological process (GO): medium-chain fatty acid biosynthetic process; medium-chain fatty acid catabolic process; phosphatidylcholine metabolic process
Molecular function (GO): A2-type glycerophospholipase activity; acetylesterase activity; monoacylglycerol lipase activity
Source: RefSeq, a predicted model, not a curated record